This is a messenger RNA of Xenopus laevis (African clawed frog), 759 nucleotides long. RefSeq lists its product as uncharacterized. The transcript has 2 exons. The record is from RefSeq and is a predicted model, not a curated record. Bases 234 to 524 code for a protein of 96 amino acids. Lineage: Eukaryota; Metazoa; Chordata; Amphibia; Anura; Pipidae.
UGCUGUGGGGACCAUAAAACUGAUUUUGUAUGCGAGAAAACUUGCUCAACAGGAUGUAGGCAAGUUGGGGGUUUAUCACAGCAUCUUGGCAGUUGGGAGGGUUUCUGUGGGGGCAGGUGAGAACCCAGAAUAAAAGAACGCUGGACAAAGGUGAAAGGAGCUGGGCAGCUGAGAAGAGGCAGCUAGGGAGCUGGAGAAGCUAGAGGAGCCUGGGACAAGAGAACAUGUGAGGAAUGAAGACCAGAGGAGAAGGCAGAGAUGAAGCUGAACUCUAUUCCCCUGCCUUUUUGCUGAGUGGAUCCAGGAUGAUCCCGAUGAUGAUGGGGAUAAUGUCCCACCACCACCACCACCUGACCAGGCAGCACCGCCAUCGCCUGAUGAGGCAGCACCGCCUCCACUUGACGAGGCAGCACCGCUUCCACCACCGGACCAGGCAGCACUGCAACCUGUCCAGGCGGCACCACCACCUCACCGGGCAGCACCACCGGACCAGGCACCACCACCUAACCAGGGGCUCAGUGUAGGCACUCAGACUGGGAAUGCCUACUAUGACCACACUGAGCUCCUGGUCACCCUGGUCCACCAGGUCAACGCCAUGCGCCAGGAUCUGGGAGAGGUCAGGGAUAUCGUGGAGUCCCUGCAGAGGGUCAUUGCUCCUCCUCCUCCACUGUAAUAUAUUCCUUUUUUGGCAUAGCAGCACCGUUGUGCUAUUUUGUAUAUUAAAAAAGUUUUUUUAUAUCUCUAUAUUUUGAGUUCAUU